Molecule: messenger RNA, 6531 nt
Organism: Priapulus caudatus
Lineage: Eukaryota; Metazoa; Priapulida; Priapulimorpha; Priapulimorphida; Priapulidae
Product: regulating synaptic membrane exocytosis protein 2-like
Exons: 16
Coding region: 281-3364 (1027 amino acids)
Biological process (GO): positive regulation of synaptic transmission; regulation of synaptic plasticity; DNA repair
Cellular component (GO): presynaptic membrane; cytoskeleton of presynaptic active zone
Molecular function (GO): transmembrane transporter binding; small GTPase binding; DNA helicase activity
Source: RefSeq, a predicted model, not a curated record
GCGCGAGGAUCGGGGGCAGCGCCGCGACCCAGAUCGCGAUCCCCGGCCGGAGAAAUCGCGCUCCCACGACGUGGCCGAGCGGAAACCGUCGCGCGAGUAUGACUCGCGUCGCGGGAGCGCGCGGGACGACGUCGCCGGCGGCGAACACGGCGGCGCGGGGGCGCCGUCGCGACAGUCGCUCUCGCGGCAGAACUCGCGCGACUACGACGUGUACGGCGUCGACAAGAGCCCGCCGCUGCUACCGCGGCAUCACCUGCGCGAGGACGACCUCGCGGCGACGAUGCGCGACCUCGAACCCGCGCCGCCGAAGACGCACCUCGAUCCGAGCUCGGCGAGCGCGAAGAGCUACAAGGGCGGCAACAGCACGAGCCGCCGCAAGGUGGAGACAAUGCUGCGCAACGACUCGCUCAGCUCCGACCAGUCGGAGUGCGUGCGGCCGCCGCCGCCGAAGCCGCACAAGCACCGCAGCAAGAACAAGCAGCGGCGGCAGCACAGCCUGAGCAGCUCCGACGACGAGAUACGCUCGACGCCGGAGUGCACGAGCUGCGACGACGGCGAGAUCGAGAGCGAGAGCGUCAGCGAGAAAGGGGAACUAGAUACCUAUGAGGAUGUGCGUAGAGUAGUGUCGUUAGCAGAGUUGUCAGAUGCAAAAAAGAGUAUAGUGCGCUUUGGUCGGGGGCGUUCGUUGGAGGACGAUAGUGGGAGCUUGUCCGAGCCCCAAAUUAAAGACUCUGGCAUAGACACGAGCAGCUGUGCAACUCUAUGUGAGGAACCGACCAAGCAUCCUGUAACAUGGCAACCGAAUGCCAAUGGUACAAAACUGAUAGGCCAUAUGAUAUUGAAGAAAACUGUGAAGGACGGUCAAGGUCGCGAUUCCAGCGCCAUCUUGGGGCUGAAGGUCGUAGGCGGGAAGAUGACCGAGUCCGGACGCCUUGGUGCUUUCAUUACAAAGGUUAAGAAGGGCAGCAUUGCCGACACUGUGGGACAUCUCAAGCCUGCAUUGAAGAUCUUCUACAAUACCCUACAAGACCUUCGGCACAACACAAACGUCAUGGGAGGUGUGACUGUCCUGCUCUCGGGCAACUUUUGCCAAACCUUGCCAGUCAUCGCCAAAGGAACAAGAGCAGAUGCUGUCAAUGCCUGCAUCAAGUCGUCCUUCCUCUGGAGCAAGGUGAACCGCCACAGCCUGAAGACCAACAUGAGGGUGCAGCUCAGCGGCGAUGAAGAAGCUGGCCGCUUCUUUCAGCAACUGCUGGCAGACUCGCCACCACAGCUGAUGGCCAAGCCGAUAGGUUCGGAGCUGAGCGAGCGGCAUCGCACGUCGCAGAAGACGAAGGAGCACGUAAGCCUCGACCGGCGGCCCAGCGUGACGGUGACGUCACCGGGUGCUCGUGAGACGACCAUGCUGCAGUCCCAGCCGCCUGAGGUCGUCGGCAGGAUCGAGUUGAAGCUGUACCACAACAGCCAGCAGGCGCAGUUGCUAGUGAUGGUGAUGUGUGCGACCGAGCUCCCACUGAAGGCUGCGACGCACCAGCCAAGGAAUCCCUACGUGAAGAUGGUGCUGCUUCCAGAUCGCAAUGACAAGCGACGGACAAAGACGGUGGCGAUGACGUGUGAGCCGCGCUGGGACCAGACGUUCGUCUUCCAGCCCGUGCGUGAACAGGACUUGCUGCGACGCUCUCUCGUGCUCACCGUGUGGGACUACGACCGACACGCGAUGAACGACUUCCUCGGAGAGGUUGUGCUGGAUCUAGGGGUACAUCCACUGGACAACACACCACAGUGGUUCCAUCUCAGACCUCAUACUGACCAUAUAUCCUUACCUUUGGCACAUCAGCAGCACGGCCGACGACACUCGGACACGCGACACCAGGUGGCGCCCGCCGAGUACCUGAUGCCGCCGCACGGCCGCAUCUCCGGAUUCAGCGAUAGCGAUCUGUCGGAGUUUGAUUAUGAGGACAGCCUGGCGGGCGGCGUGCAGAUGGUGGAGCGGGACGAGCGGGAGCGCAUCGCCGCCGAGAAGCGCGAGGCGGAGCUGCGUGCGCGGCUCGAGGUGCCCGAGCCCGGCGCGUACCCACGUCACCAGCGCUCGCCCAUGCCCAGCGAGCGAGACAGCAAGCAGCAGCAGCAGCAGCAGCAGCAGCACGCCGCCCCUCGGGCGAAGUCGCCGCGCCGCGACCGGCUAAAGGAGAGCGCGCAGCGGUCUAUGUCCCCGCUGGAGAUGAGAGGUAGGGGGCUCCACUCAGAGGGAGAAGGCACUCCAGACGACAGUAUGUCGCCGAAGAAACGGCAGCUGCCUCAGAUACCUCUCGAUAUGCAGGGGCAGAGAGAUAAGGUAGAAUAUCCGCCAUUGUCUCCCGUCCUCCGCAGCGAGUUCACCUCAAAGAUGCAGCAGGGCGUGCCGACGACGACGCGUGUGCCGCCGCCGACGCGCGCUCCGAAGCCACCGAUGAAUCGCAGCUUCAGCAACAGCGACGUCGGCUACGAGAAGACGGACGGGAGCCUGUCGGACUCGGCCGCCGGCAUGACAACCGAGGGCAAGCAGCGGCGGCCGAGCAUCGGCGUCAAGGUCGCAUCAUUCGUCGGGCUGAACCGCAAGAGCAGCAGCACGUCGCAGCUGUCUGCCACGGAUACGGGAACUCUCCCUGGCGGGCGCAAGCGUAGCUCGGUGCAGCGCAGCGAGGAGGUGGGCAUGCCGGACAACCUGCGCAGUAAGGACACGCUGAUGACGAAGCAGCACUCGCGCGAGUCGAAUGAGAGCGUGAGCAGCGACAGCUCCUCCCAGAUCGCGCCGUGGAACGUCCCGCGCGUCGGCGGGCCCGACGGUCAGUUUGGCGACUUCAUCGACGGCCUCGGCCCCGGUCAGCUGGUCGGCCGGCAGGUGCUCGGGAUGCCCAUCAUGGGAGACUUCCUGCUAGAGCUGAGCGAACACGAGGGCCGCCUACACGUGCAGGUGCACCGCGCCAAGGGCCUGCAGCAGCGCGCCGGCACUAAGAUGCUUCCCGCGCCUUAUGUGAAGGUGUACAUGAUGGAUGGAAAGCACUGUGUCGCAAAGGCCAAGACUACGAUAUCACGCCGAACGUUAGACCCUCUGUACCAGCAAGUACUAGUGUUCGCGGAGCCCUACCAAGGCAAGCUAUUACAGAUCACAGUGUGGGGCGACUACGGACGGCUGGAGAAGAAGGUCUUCAUGGGAGUUGCUCAAGUUGUACUGGAAGAGCUUGAUCUCAGCACCGCCGUCAAGGGCUGGUACAAGUUGUUCCACUCCUCCUCACUAGUUGGCGCACCGAGCACGACUGGUAGUGCUUCCAGGAAGGGAUCCCUCACAUCACUCGACUCUGUAGGAACGAUGGGGCCGCGGUAACCACGGCGACGUCAGCCCUUGUCGGCACAGCAACUGGGUAGGCGAACGCCGCUUCGGCUGGGGACGGUCGUUUGUGAGGUUUCCGGUGAUGGUGGAUCAAUAGGACGAUCGCUGUGGCAACAACCGAUGGAGUGGCUGCAUACAUUGCGUUACCACUGCGACCGCGGAUUGCCGUGAGACAGCGCGUGCACCAGCAGCCAUCUUUACGAGUUUACUCCUUUCCUACGCGAUUAUUCGACAUACUAGAGAUCUUUGAACUUUGUAGUUAACACGCCAUUUCUCUCUCGCUCGCCGAAGCCACUUUUCCUAGGCCUGUUUUCGCGUCAACGGGGUCACGGCGAUAGGUUUUUCGUUUCUAGCGAAUUAAUUACGAUUGGAGGUUUUGCUUCUCCUUUGAGGUCAUGACUGGGCAUGGGGGUCAAGGUCAUCCUUUGUGACCAUUGGCGUUUGCUAGAGACUCCGCAAUGCUGGGUCAGCCACGGGCAUUUCAAUGACACUGGCAGCCACUUACAUUUAUCACCCAGCGUAGGGCAGGCUAAAGAUGUACUAGUAUUACGAAAGGCAGUGCACUAUAUAGACGAAGCCGCUAUCAUAUUCGGAAUGAGCAAGCGAGAGAGAGAGAGAGAGAAAGAGAGAGAGAGAGAGAGAGAGAACGAGAGAGAAAGAGAGAGAGAGAGAGAGAGAGAGAGGGAGGAGGUAAGAAGGGAAAAGUUCUCAAGUAGUGAUAUCCAUUGUGUAGUCUCCUGCUCCUCCAUGUAAGAAAUGGAAAGAGUUGUGCCUUUGCUGUUCAUGUGUAGUGCAUACAUGCGUGCGCGAGACAAGGCGUUGCUCUUGCUCUAUCCCUGGUAGACGUGAGAUUCACAGGGCAGUGCUACUCGCUAGGGGGCGCUGAGCGUAAUUUUGUUCCUCGCCCUGGGCGGGGAUUACUGCAGAACGUUGUGACCUGUUCUGCUGGCAGUAUCGUAGACGUUAGGAUAGAGUUGUUUGGUUUUGCUCAUUACGACCAGUUGCUUUCGCAGAAAACGCACUUGGGUUCAUCGUCACAAAAGCUAGAAGUUUAGCCGCUAGGGUUUUUAUUUAAUGACAUUUCUCGAGGCACCCCGAGAGGUGCUUCCGACUUGUUGGCGACGACGACGACGAUGACCGUAGGGAUUCGAAUCGCAGAACAUUUCAUUUUUAUAAACGUACGCAAAUUUCUCUUGCGUGAUGAUUUCAUUUGCAUAUUUAGUUCAUUUCGAACCGUUUCUGGUCGUAUUCCAAAAGUCGGACGGGGCAGGGUGGUCUUGUGAGCCGAUGGCUUCAAUGUCUUGUUUAGGAUUGUAAUAAAUCUCGAAUAUCUUACAAAGUAACGUAUGACUAGUGAGUCGCCGUCGCGGCAGCGCACAGCGUUGUUUGUGUGCCGUUGAUGGUGAGGCGGUUGCAGUUCAGUUGAUAAUAGUAAACGAUACUAUUCCCGAUAUACAUACAUCAUCAACGAGCUGUCUGCUUAUGACAGUUUCCCCGAUCGUAAAGGCCUGGUUGCUAGGUGAUGGUACGCACCAACUGCAACAACUUAAUUGUGCUCCAGCACGCGUUCUGGCUGUGUACGAUAAAGACGAGUUGCCCGUUAUAGCAUAUUGCUAUAAUCACGAUAAGUCUCUGUUGUUGAUAUUUACCUGUUAGUCAAUAAGUAUUCUUGCCUGCGAGAUUAGAUUUUAACUCGAAGAAAUAUAUGAAACGACAGCAGUAGCUAGGCACGCGACGUCCUGCAACUUGCAGAGGGCAAUAAUCAAUUAGUAUCAGAGCCCCCGGGGACCAGGGGUCGACACCAUGUUUUCAGGAUUGUAGUCACCAAUAAUACGUAGGACCCAGGCUAGAUUAUGAUAAAUGUGGACUAAUGAAACGGGGCCUUUCAAUGUAGUACAUUUUGUGCUAAAACUAUUUAAACUUACCAAACAUUACUCGAGAGUUUUUGUACUAUACAGCAGAUGCGUAGUGAAGGUAAUACUUAUCUAUUAUUAUACUAGUUAGUUACUUGCUAUUAAAUAAUUAUAGAGAAUUUUAAUAGUGCUGUUUUAGCGUAGACUAGAGUGCAAUUACGGUUUUGGAUUCCUUCGAGUAAACUGAGUUUAAUAUAAAGUACUAGUAAUAUACUAAUGCGCUAAACCCGUGCCGGGCACGCGUGGCUGCUGCAUCCUCCUCGGCAUCCCUCGUCGUGGUCGUGAGGAUGCGGAGGCUGCGCGAGUUUGGCUUCGUCACCGGCCGGCACGUCGUACUGUAGUCGCUCAAAUUCACACUCGACCGUGGCCUUCAGCUGCCGAAACACUCGGCUGGCUUCCCAGCGUUACUGAAUGCGGCCGGGGGAGGGGCAGGGCGCCGACGCGUGGACGGAACAGGGGCGGCCGCCUCACUCCCGCCGUUUCAGAUAUUGUUAAGCACAUAAUACUUACGUAUUCGGGUCAUUAGUGUUCAUCGUCGCACGUGGCCUACUUCGGCUGCAUGGGGGCGCUAGCGCUCUGCUCUCUAGAAACGCGACCGGGCAUAUGUAAUCGAUGUGGGAUCGUUCGUAGAUGAUCGUAUUGGUCGUAUGUGGCCCGAUCAUUCGAAGAUGACCAGUUAUGUGGUUGCGUUUGGAAUGAAAGUUUGUUGGCUCAUACACUCUUUUCAUUAUCGUUUCGCCAUGCCUGUACGCUUGCUGUUAGUCAGAUAGCAACCACUAUACACCAUAGUGCUGCCCAGACAUCAGCAAUAGAUAUGCUUAUUGUGCAAGCCCUAUGUAGCUGCAUGGUGGUAGCUCGCCCUGCUGCUCUGGGCCAUGCGACUUGUUGUGUUUCUAAUAUAUAUUUUAUUGUUUAUCGAGGACAGUGGGGAGCUUGCCAGCACUUGGGGUGGCAGAGGUGACCUCUUGACCUGAGGUUGAGUUAGGUGACCUCUUGACCCGGGGUCACCUGGGCUUUACUAUGUGCACCAUGCGUGUGGAAGUAAUUCACAUAUUUUUUGUUUGCAUUUUUCGUUUCUAUAUUAUAGUUGUAGUAUUCGUUUUGUUUCCUAAGCAAGGUAUGGCAAGUUUUGUCCUAUAUUUCUUUAAUCAUUGUAUUAUGUAAUCAUGAUAAUAAUUGAUUACAUCAAUUGUAAAAAGCAUUGUAUUGUUGUUUCUUUAAAAUUUAAUAAAAACUAUGGAUUUUACA